UGAGUUCUUCCUUAACAGUAAACAUGGCAACCCUGGCUGAUGUCGGAUGGAAGCUUCUGGAGUUUAAAGCCAGAUCUAAACGCUCAGAGCUUCAGUAGUGCUGUAGUGUCGUAACAAUCAGCUAAUCGACAAAAUGGCCAGCACCGCCUGCGAGCGUCCCCGUUCUCGACGCAGACUCGACAGACCCGGCUCCAUUUAUGAACCCCUUAAGCUGUCCAUCCUGCACCGUGAAGAUGAGCCUCUGUGGGAGAAACUGGACCGCUUCUACAGCGCAGUGAAGUGCACUAUUCUGAAUUAUCAGAGCCCCACCACCGGACUGUUUCCUAUAAAGACCUGCUCCGACUGUAAAGAAGCUAAAGUGCGAGAUUCGCUUUACUGUGCUGCCAGCGCCUGGGCUCUGGCUCUCGCUUAUAGACGCAUCGAUGAUGACAUGGGCCGCACACACGAGCUGGAACAUUCUGCCAUUAAAUGCAUGCGUGGGAUUCUCUACUGCUACAUGCGCCAGGCUGACAAGGUGGAGAAUUUUAAACAGGACCCGAACCCGUACACAUGUCUCCACUCCGUGUUCAACGUUCAUACAGGAGAUGAGAUUUACUCCUACAAACAGUACAGUCACCUGCAGAUCGAUGCCGUGUCUCUCUUCCUUCUCUACUUGGUGGAAAUGAUUUGCUCUGGUCUACAGAUUAUCUACAACACUGAUGAGGUGGCUUUCAUCCAGAACCUGGUGUUUUGUGUAGAGCGAGCGUACCGCGUCCCGGAUUUCGGCAUGUGGGAGAGAGGAAGUAAAUACAACAACGGCAGCACAGAGCUGCACUCCAGUUCUGUGGGACUCGCCAAAGCUGCGCUCGAGGCCAUCAACGGAUUCAACCUGUUUGGAAAUCAGGGAUGCUCCUGGUCAGUGAUAUUUGUGGAUUUGGAUGCUCACAACCGCAACAGACAGACCCUGUGCUCCCUCCUACCCAGAGAAUCACGUUCUCAUAACACAGACGCCGCCCUCUUGCCCUGUAUCAGCUACCCGGCGUUCGCGGUGGAUGACGACGCCCUUUACAGCCAGACGCUGGACAAAAUCGUCCGCAAGCUUAAGGGCAAAUACGGCUUCAAACGAUUCCUAAGGGACGGAUACAGGACGGCGAACGAGGACAAGAACCGCAGACACUACAGGCCUGCUGAGAUGAAGCUCUUUGAUGGGAUCGAGUGUGAGUUUCCCAUCUUCUUCAUCUACAUGAUGAUCGAUGGUGUGUUCAGAGGAAACAUGGAUCAGGUGAAAGAGUACGAAGAUCUCCUGCAGGGAAUCAUUUUUCAGUCUUAUGAAGGUCAUGCCAUAAUUCCGAAGUACUACCACGUGCCGGCGGACUUUGUGGAGGCGGAGCAGAAGAAACACGGCAGCCAGAAGCGUUUCCCGAGCAACUCGGGUCGUGACGGGAUGCUGUUCCUGUGGGGUCAGGCUCUGUACAACAUCGCCAAGCUGCUGGUGGACGGUCUGAUCAGCCCCAAAGACAUCGAUCCCAUCCAACGAUACGUACCGCUUCAGGACCAGAGGAACGUUAGCAUGAGAUACUCCAACCAGGGUCCCAUCGAGAACGAUGUGGUGAUCCAUGUGGCACUGAUCGCCGAGAGUCAGAGGUUGCAGGUUUUCCUCAACACGUACGGUAUUCAGACUCAGACCCCACAGCAGGUGGAGCCCAUUCAGAUUUGGCCUCAGCAGGAGCUUGUAAAGGCGUAUCGUUUCUUGGCCAUCAAUAAGAAGCUCGGUCUAAGCGGACGUCCAGAGAGGCCGGUGGGCUGCAUCGGGACCUGUAAGAUUUAUCGCAUCCUGGGGAAGACCGUGGUGUGUUACCCCAUCGUUUUUGACCUCAGUGACUUCUACUUGUCUCAGGAUGUCAUGCUGCUGAUCGACGACAUCAAGAACGCCCUACAGUUCAUUAAGCUGUGCUGGAAGAUGCCGGGUCGCCCGCUGUUCCUCGUCCUCAUCAGAGAGGAUAACAUCAGGGGGAGCCGCUUCAACCCCGUACUGGACAUGCUGGCUUCGUUUAAGAAGGGUAACAUCGGAGGGGUCAAAGUUCACGUCGACAGGCUUCAGACUCUGAUCUCUGGGGCUGUGGUUGAGCAGCUGGAUUUUCUGCGCAUCAACGAGGCGGAGAUUCCCGAGUUUAAAAGCUUCGAGGAACUCGAGCUGCCCAAACACUCGAAGGUGAAGCGCCAGACGAGCACGCCGAACGCCACCGACCUCGAGCAGCAACCCGAGAUCAACAUCGACGAGUGGAGGAACAAACCCACACACGAGAUCCUGCAGAAGUUCAACGACUGUGACUGUCUCGCCAGCCAGGCCCAGCUCGCUAGUGUCCUGAUGAAGAAGGAAGGUCCAGACUUCUUCAGCAGAGACGAGUUCCUGAAGUCGGAGUUGGAGCGAAUCUACAGGAGAGCAGGCAGCCGGAAGCUCUGGUCCGUUGUACGUCUCGCUGCCAGUCUCUUAACUAAGCUAGUGGACAGCCUUGCUCCAAGUAUUACUAGCGUUUUAGUGCAUGGCAAGCAGGUGACUCUGGGUCUUUUUGGACACGACGAGGAGGUGAUCUCUAACCCGCUGUCUCCGGCCGUCAUUAAGGACAUUAUUUACAGGAAGUGCAGUCCACACGGCGAGCGAGAGGCCGUGCUGCAGCAGGAGCUCGUCAUCCACAUCGGCUGGAUCAUCUCUAACAACCCCGAGCUGUUCAGCGGCAUGCUCAAGAUCCGCAUCGGGUGGAUCAUCCAAGCCAUGAAACACGAGCUGAAGAUCCGCGCAGGAGACAUGCCGCCUCAGGACAUCUACCAGAUGUCACCUAGUGAUGUCAAACAGCUGCUGUUGGACGUUCUUCAGCCUCAACAGACCGGCAGGUCGUGGCUAAAUCGGCGUCAGAUCGAUGGAUCUCUGAAUCGGACACCUCUCGGGUUUUACGAUCGUGUUUGGCAGAUUCUGGAGAGGACGAGUAACGGCAUCAUGGUGGGAGGGAUUCACCUGCCUCAGCAACCCACUCUGUCUGAUAUGACCAUGUACGAGAUGAACUUCUCCCUGCUGGUGGAGGACACGCUGAAGAACAUCGUGCUGCCCGAAUACAGGCAGAUCAUUGUGGAGCUCCUAAUGGUGGUGUCACUGGUGCUGGAGAGAAAUCCAGAGCUGGAGUUUCAGGAGAAGGUGGAUCUGGAUCAGCUGGUCAAAGACGCCUUCGCUGAUUUCCAGAAGGAUCGAGGACAAACCGUAACCGCCCAGAGUCAGAAGGAGAUGGAGGCGUUCUAUAACACUCCUCCGUUGGGAAAGAAAGGCACCUCCAGCUACCUGACUAAAGCUGUGAUGAUCCUUCUGCUGCAGGGGGACGUGAAGCCCUGCAAGGACGACCCCUGCUCCGUCAGCUGAACACGAUUCACUUUGUUAUUUUCUUUUUCCUUUUUUCUCUCUUCCUUCUCUUUCUCUCGUUAUCUCUCGUUCUCCUGGUUCUUCUCUUUCUCAGUUCAUCUUUUCUGUGUUUAUUUUUAGAGUGCAGAGCCUCUUCAACCUUCUUGUACAUUUUUAAACCGAACUGUUAUGCUGAUUUUUAAAAAGCCCGAGUGUUUGCUUCACCUCCUCACCCUCUCGUCCCACGCCUUCCUCUUCUUCUGUGCUCCUUUUCAGUUUGCACCAGAUGACGCUUUGGUUUCAUCGAUUUGACUUCUGAUAACCCCGUACACGAGUCAUGCUGUUAAUAACGGUUAUACAAUAUACAGUAGUGCUAUUAUUAUCAGGAAACUGCAUGAUAAACAGGACGUGUCCCAGAAAUGAACUCCAUCCCAUAAUGUUGACCCUACAAAAAUAAGCCCCGCCCACCCGGCGUCAUAGAUACAAUUCCAUGGGCUCUAUUUGCCAACAUGGCUCUGGUGCUGCUAGUUAGCAAACUGUUAAUCAUCGUCAUCAUCGUACUGUAUGUGAUAGCUAGGUAACGGUGUUAAAUAGACUAUAGCUAGCAAACUAGCGUCUCACUAAGGGUUCGUCAUCACUCCAUGACUUUACAGUAAAUAUAGUCUGAGGCGUCGCUGCAGGAGCUAAACAUUAUUUAGACAAGCUGAAAAUUCGUUAUUAGUAAAGAAGGCACCAGUUUUAAUGACUGGUUAAAAUAAUUUGUUUGUAUGAAUAGAGAGUAAUAUCAGCGCUAGUUUAAUUUCUACCCGUAACUCAAGCGCUUAGCCUACUUCUUUUACUUAUAUCUACUGUAUUAUGUUCAUCCUGGUCUGUUUUUGAUUUGACUUAAUAUGGUGGAUGAAAUGUGACAAAAUUAAACAUUAAUAUUGAAGUUUAUUUAUUAAGGACUAUUAUUAAAUGUAUUAAUAGAGUUAUUUUAUUGUUGAACUCUCUACACGUAUUUGGAGAGUUAACUAGCUAGAUAUAUUUCCCCCAAAUAAAUAAAUAAAAUCCAAUGAAGCGCAGGAGUAACAGCUGAACGUAUUCUGACUAUUUUUGAAUGUAGUUUUGGUUACUGUACAUGGCAGUCAGAUUUUCACAUAAUACUUUAAUGUUUGUAUCACAUGUGAGAGUUUAGAGCACACCGAAUGUCUUUAAUGUGCUGUUUGUAAUGUUAUUAUUGUUCAUUUCUAAAAGAUGUAUAAUGUUGUCUCGUUUGGUCCACCGUACGGAGCUCCACACCGAUCACGGUACAUACCCGAGCUUCUCACGUCUCAAUUCUCACGUCCAUUGUUUGUUGCAUGAUGGUGUUUCAAAUGUGGAAUGGAACGAUGAGAAGUUCGGCACUUAAUUUAAAAAUAUAAAAAAUAUGUAAAAGGUUAUAUUAAAAGUUUUAUGUUUAAGAGGAUUUGUAAGGCUUUGGCUGACCUUUCCUGGUCCUAAAGCUUUGAUUGAAUGUAUUAAAGCUGUGUUAAAAUAUUUUGUGUGUGUGUGAGCAGAUGUUCUGCUUAUAGAAAAGAAAUAAAUGCUAAUCUGAAAU
Clarias gariepinus (North African catfish) is the source of this 4946-nucleotide messenger RNA. It is a transcript of the gene phkb, whose product is annotated as phosphorylase kinase, beta. The coding region runs from base 134 to 3388 and encodes 1084 amino acids. The record is from RefSeq and is a predicted model, not a curated record. Gene Ontology annotation, cellular component: phosphorylase kinase complex. The transcript has 32 exons. Gene Ontology annotation, biological process: glycogen metabolic process. Lineage: Eukaryota; Metazoa; Chordata; Actinopteri; Siluriformes; Clariidae. Gene Ontology annotation, molecular function: calmodulin binding.